GAUUUGGAAGUUAAAGGAGUUGCUGCAUCCCCUCAAAGGAAGGCUGACUUGUCAUUGAGGGGGAAGAAAUGUCAGGGCUGGAGACCAAAUAGACAAGCUACACACAGUCCUCGCCCACCAGAUAGCUCCUGUUGGGGAGUGAAGAGAUGCCAGUGUGGGAGUAAAGAAGGGUCCUUUUGAGCUGCCAGGGUACUCUGCUGCUGGGGAAGAGAAGCUCAGUGGCCACUUGCCGAGUUGAAGCAAGAGGGGCUAAUAGAGAUUUGCUGAGGUGCCACGCCUAGAUCUAGGGAGGUUGGGAGAUUCUGAUGAAGAGGAUGGGGACUAUUACAUACCAUACACUGGAAGUUCUUCUCAUAAGUGCCAGCUAGAUUCAUCUUCAGAGUGGAGAGCGCCAUUACAGACUCCAUAUGCACAGCAUCAACAUGUCAGUCUGUCACUACAAAUAUCUUUAUAAUAUACCCCUUUAGCAGUAAUUUGGAAAAACAUGCAUAUAUUUUUAUGUAAGUGUUUUUGCUUUUUUUCCCUUUUGGUUAAGCUCAUAUCUCCAAGUGCUGUUGGUUCUAAAUAUUUAUGGCAAAGUCCUUUUACUGAGAUUCUUUAGAAUAUUUAGAAAAACUGAUAUUAUUACAUAGCUUAGUUCUUUGUUGAUUGAUGCCCUUACCCUUUUGUUGUACUUUUUUAAAGAGCUAUAUUAAUAAUAGAAAUAACAAAGAUUAGUAGUACUAAGUGUAUGACUGAAGACAAAAAUCUGUGUUUACAAAAGCUAAGUAUUAUUUCUAUGGAACAGUAGUUACUUCUGGUGAAAGGAAAGAUUCUGGAACUACUUGCAGCCAUUUAAUGUGUUUUUUCUUAGGGCUGCUGUCUUUAAAACAGAACUGUGACAUCAACUUUGGAAUUCUGUCUAAUUUGUUGAUGCUCUUUUUAUUGUUAACAUUUCCUCAUCAUGUUAGCUUUUUCCCUCUGGAUGACUAAGAAUCUUAAUCAUCACUAGUCUUAGGUGAUUUUUAAGUAAAAUCAGUAUCCCAGAUGCUAAUAUUCUGGUUUACAGUACGUGCAACAUUGUUCAGGAUCAAUAUCCACUAUAAAAGUUCUAAGAGUUAAUUUAAUUACUCAGUUUUUAUUCUUCCCUGAAUGCAGGAAAUGAGUUCUUUUGAACUUUUACAUCUGAAUUAAGCAUGAACAAAACAAAUGUGACAAUUUUUUAUUUGAUCAUGAUACAUCUUAUUUCCUGCUUUCCUUUAAACAGAUGUCUAGAAAAUUAUGUCAGAAAAAAUGGAGGUAAAGAUGUUGAACAAAUACAGACUGACAAAAAGUCUCAUCAGUUCAGUACUGUGGUAUAUGGUAUGAAAAUGUAAUAUGUUAGAAUUUUAUGUAAUAGGAGCUAGUUUAUUGCAGAAACUAUUAAAAAUACACUGAUUAAAAGUCCAUUAUUUAAAAAAUAUUUAUUUUAUGUAAACAUAAGAAAUACCCAAAUGAGUGUUUAAAAAAACCCCAGGAUUUUAACUAGAAAGGAAAACGAAUUUUAAAUUAAUUUGUACAUAACCUGUGUGCCUUGACAUAAAUACUAUGUUAACUUGAAGGGCAGAACUCCAGAUUGGCUGGAGUUCAAGGUGAGUCUGCCAAGAUCACUAUUUUGUAUGUUUCCCUAUAUAACCAAAUGGCUUCUCUACUUGAAAAACAAGUUCAUUUAAGUAAAAGCAGAAAUGGUAAGUGGUUUUGUCUUUUAAAAAUAAUGUACUGAGAAUGUACUAGUUUUUAGAAUGCAUAGGUAUUUAUAUGUAUCUCAAGAUGUAACUCCAGAUAGGUUGUUUUCCUUUCUACUGCCUUGUAAAUGUGCAGCGCAAGCAUGCUUCAGUUGUUACAGCCUUUCUGGGUCUGAGUGCUUAUGAUUACACUUCUUGCUUGACCAUUUUUUAAAUGAAGUUUGUAUGUAUAACUCUGUCAAGCUGCAGGGGUGCUAGUAGAAGGUUGGUGUACUUUUGUUUCUCAGUGUCUCUCUCCUUAUAUUUUCUGCUUUCUUUUAUCUCUUGUGGCUUCCUUUCUGCCUUCUUAAAUACUGAGUGCUCAAAGUCUCUGUCUUUCUCCCUCUUCCUCUCUCCCUUUUUUGCCCGACUUGCUCCCCAUUUUUUUUUUUUUUUGUGAAGGUUUUUAAGCUGUUUUAAAAUAUUGUAAUGUGUGCUUCUGAGAGGCCUUUAUUUCUGUAUUUCCUGCUUCUGGGGCUCUGAGCAAGCUUUCCCUGAGCCAGAUAGAUUCCAGCUUCUUCAGCAACUGUGUAAAUAAAUCUUCAUAAAAUAGGUCACUUUUGGAAGAAAAAUUUAAAUAUACUCUUAAAAUUCAGGAAUUAACCAGGGAAGGGAUGUGAAUCCUCUUUUGAAGGAGAAAGUUUGCUCUUUAAAAACAUAAACCUUUUUGGGUUUUGAGAAAUGGUUUUCUAAAGCAGGACUGUAACAUGUUGUUUCAAGUGUUGAGUAGAGAUGCUAGAGAAGACCACCUUACUUUUUUUUUUGUUAGCACUGAAGGAAUAUAACUUAAAUUUUGAAAGUGUUAGUUAUUCAGAGAGACAGAAGAGAAUGAAGUCUUGGACUUCUGUCCUUGUUGCUUCUUCUACUGAUGCCAGUCUCUGUUGUGCAGAGCCCUGAAAUGGGUGGAAGGUUAGAAAGGUACUCAGCUGUGCAGCUGAUGUUGUUCUAAGGAACUGUGUCCCAGCUCUCAUCGGCCAUACAAGAGUGUUAGAACUUCUGACCAAAAAACAUCCAUCCAUCUAUUUUCAGCCAUCCAAAAACCAAAUGUCAGAAUUUCCAUUUUAGUGAUGUUAUAAGGCAGAACCACUGAAUCUGACUUCUUUUUUAAAAGUAAUGUAAACCCAUUUGAGUAUGUGGGUUUUAGAUUUAAAAAUGGUGGAAUUUGAAGAACUUAAUGGAAAUUAAGCCUGAAUGUGCAGUCCUGUUUGCAUUGUUUUCUUAAUUUGAAGCAUCAUAUCAAGAAAUUUCAAUCAUUAUACUGGAUAGGAACUAAAAAAAUGCUGUUUGCAUUCAAUAGACCAGACAGAGACUUUUAUAUUGAAUACUCAUUGUUUUAACAUUCUCUUUUGGAGCAGAAGACAAGAUCAGAAAGUCUAUUAUCCCUCAAAGACAGCUCCAAACCAAAGCAUGGUCAGUAUGAAGCAGGUACAAAGGAAGAAUAUAAGCAGCAGCCUCCGAGAAUUGCAGAAAAGGAAAAAGACUACCUCCAGUGUCCAGAGAAUUCAAUAAAGGGUACACAGCUUGAAGAUGGACAUGAUGAUUUUGGAGCCCUUGAUAAGAAAGCUCUCCUGCAACAAUGCUAUAAAAACAAGCCUUAUAAGAUGCAGCACAACAUAAGGAAAUCAGAAGCUGAGGAUGUUGCUGCAGAGAGGAGGAAACAGGCUGUUGUAGAACAAGUUAUGGUGGAUCAAUUGUGUAGAGCUGUUAUAAGUGAUCCAGAGCAGUCCACACGUUCUGAUGCUUGCAAGGAAGCUCAAGGACUUCUGGAGGCUGGGAUGGCACCAAUGCAUUGUAGAAAAAGGACACUCCAUGAAACAAAAAUAAGGGCCAAAUCAGGACUAACUGAGAGCAUGCUCUCCAACAAGCUGCGCUUUGAUAGUAGGAUUAUAUCGAGAAAUGGUCAUGAUGCUUGUAGGGAGUUGAUUGGAUUUUUUUUUGCCUGUGACAAAUCCCUUACUGUGUAUGAAUUUCGACAGUUUGGAAAAAACAGGACAAAUGCCUUGCCUUUCAUUCAGAAGGGAGUUUAUCAACAUCAACGUGGUCAAAGAAAGGGAAAAUCUUAUGAUCUUAGUGACUUCUAUGUUGGAGCCAAUCUGACUUUCCAAAGUGCUGAUCAUAACCUUCCAGAAAGUGUUAAGCAGAACCCUUUCUUCACCCUUUGUGUGAUAAGUAUUGAUGAAGCAGCUAUAGAUUAUCUGAAAGCUUCUUCUUUGGAACUCAAGGAAGAGUGUUCCAGGCAAGUGGUUGAUGACAGCAAAGUUUUCAAGAAGAUUCAAGGUAUAUUCAGAGAAACAUUAAGUAAAAGAGGAGUUCGGGUUAUAACAGGCUUAGGAAAGUAUUUCCGACAAAUAGACAAGAACAGAGAUGGUUUUGUCUCUCAGGCAGCCUUGAAAGAAGCUCUAAAAGUAUUCCAUUUGGAAAUGCCUGAAGAGGACUUUGAAUCCUUGUGGCUCAUUCUUGAUGAUAGCAAGAAUGAUAAGGUUGACUAUGGAGAAUUUACUCAUGCCAUAUUUGGAGAAAUGAAUGAAUAUAGGAAAACAUUUGUAAGAAAAGCUUAUAUGAAACUAGAUUUCAACAAAACUGGGAGCGUGCCUUUGGUAGAUGUCAGAAAAUGUUACUGUGCAAAGGAACAUCCUCUAGCAUUGGCAGGCAAAACUGCAGAAGAAGAAAUUAAAUCAUCAUUUCUAGAAGCAUUAGGAGAGUCCUGCAGCAACCCCAAUGAAAUGUCCUAUUCUGAGUUUGAAGAUUACUAUGAAGGAUUAAGUUUUGGAAUUGUGUGUGAUGAUGAUUUUGUUAAUAUCUUAAAGAAUUCAUGGGGAAUUUAGAGUGGAAGAUGACAAAAAAGAAGGGACACUUUCUAAACAAGGAGUGACUAAGAGAGGAUUUAAUCUUGAUGUGCAUUACUUUAUAAUUAGUGUCUUAAAUUGAUUUCAGGGACAGAAAACUUUAGAUGCUUUCAGAAUAAUACAUGGCAAAUUUCAUGGAGUGUCUGUUGGGUUAUGCUAGCCACUCUUUUAAUAAAAAUGCUGUUCAUGUCUUUUCACUGGAAAUUAUUAAAGCUGUAUCCCACACAAAAAGCCAUUUUUUUAAUAUUAAAAUAAAGUCACCUAUUUUAAAAUAAGAGCGAAUUAGAAUACUGAAAUGCCUGAAGGGGUAUGUACAAGAGAAAAUUUUGGUUUAUGAUGCAUUGUGAAAAGCUUCAGAUUUGACUGCAUAAAUGUGAAUAAUAGCUUUCCUUAAGAAAUUUUCUUUUAACAUUCUUCAUCUUGCUUAUUUUUUCUUAUGCUGGUACUUAGCUUGAAAGAGAGCAGGUCAUCCUUUUCCAAUUUUGAGGAUGUCUGGUGCACUGAAAGUGCAGAGAUGUUCACAGCACUUAGCCCCUUGCCUCAUGCACCCUCUUGACUGAUCUUGCUUGGUCAUUUUGAUCCGGCAUCCGAAGCUGAGCUUUGAAGCUCAAAGGCUUUAGUAAUCACACGUGUAUAUUGUAAUGCAUAUCUUCCUUUCCUGUAUUUUGUGAAAUGGUUUUAAAAACAAAUAAUUUAUAUUUAAAUAUCUAUUUUCUUUAUAAUGCUUGGAUUUUUUAGCUAAAACAUAAGAAUUAUGUAUUUUGUCAAACUGAUAUAUAGCAUUUCCUAUCUAUUCUGAAAGUAUAAAACAGAAAAGUAUUUUAAAAAAGCCCAAAAUAACCACCUCUUCCACCACAAAAAUUAAAUUAUAAGUUAAAAUAUUCUUCGCUAUUUCAAAUGUUCUGACAGGUACACUUUUCAAUAUAAUACAUCUUGCUAAUUCUGUAAAAUUCUUUGUGUUAAGAAGUAAAAAUGCGCAGUUAAUGAGAGAGACUUUGAUUUUCAUACACCUGUCUCUGAAAUGAACUGUAUGCUGAACUGCAUUUCUUAAGCCUGUGCAAUUAAAAUAUAUAACUUUCCUCUAA
Messenger RNA from Taeniopygia guttata (zebra finch), 5673 nucleotides. The record is from RefSeq and is a predicted model, not a curated record. Lineage: Eukaryota; Metazoa; Chordata; Aves; Passeriformes; Estrildidae.